UCUGGCACGAUAGCGGGCACAGUCAUCUGGCAAGACAGCGGGCACCGAGUCAUCUGGCACGACUGCGGGCCCCCGAGCCAUCUAGCAGAAACACGUGCACUGGGUCACCAAGCUCGACAGCGGGCACGAGUCAUCUGGCAAGACAGCGGGUACCGAGUCAUCUGGCAGAACCGCGUGCACUGGGUCAUCUGGCUCGACAGCGGGCAUUGGGUCAUCUGGCUCGACAGUGGGUACCGGGUCAUCUGGUUCGACAGCGGGCACCGGGUCCUCUGGCUCGACAGCGGGCACCGAGUCAUCUGGCAUGAU
Molecule: messenger RNA, 306 nt
Organism: Staurois parvus
Lineage: Eukaryota; Metazoa; Chordata; Amphibia; Anura; Ranidae
Source: the annotation of a GenBank genome assembly